This is a messenger RNA of Linum trigynum, 5045 nucleotides long. Lineage: Eukaryota; Viridiplantae; Streptophyta; Magnoliopsida; Malpighiales; Linaceae. The record is from the annotation of a GenBank genome assembly.
UCGACUUUUCAUGUGGAGUUAAUAACAUAUUUGCCACUCUAUUAUUGACUCGCCCCGAAUAUCACAAUGAAUUCCCACCUAAGGCCCAAGUAUAAACCUUAGAUGGGUGCAAUAUAGGGCAAGUAUGUUUAAAUAUCAACCCGGGCCGAUCAGUGUACCCCUACUUCCAUUGUUUGAAGCAUUAUCCAGCGAAUUGGUUUUUGGUUGAAAACUAUGAGAUUUAAAUCAAAACAAAGCAAAGGUAAAUGGUUUAAAAGUUCUAGAUGCGAAGGAUCACUCGGGUAUCGCUUCCCCCUAACUACUACCAUGGCACAUGGAAUCGAAUUAAUCAUCAUGGGCAAGGUGACCGCGAACCGCAAGGAAAUGCAAUUAUGGUCGUAGACCACACUCUCGAUUGCCAAACCAAGGGAUACAUUAUAGGCUACUCAAGAAGCCCUCCUGGUUAAGGCAAGCGAGGGUUGACUUACUCUCUCCCUCAACACAAUGGUUGAACCGCUUAAUCGUGCUUAACCAAAUUGUUUAAUUCAAGAUAGAGGUUUGCCCUACAUUAACCUAGAUAGGUGGCUUAAAAGCCCAAAGAAUAUCAACUCAAUUGAGCCUCCUUUGAUAGGGGGUUUUCCCUCUAGGCUAGGUUAGAAUGGCCAAUUGGAUUGCUAAGCACAAACAUGCACAAUCAUCAUGAAAAAUACCUCAAUAAAUUAAACAACACCCAUAAACAAUCAUUCAAUUCACACAGCAACUACAUGGCAAAUAGUUAGGGUUUCACAACACCCAAGUGAAAAAGAGUACUACUCCAUGCUAGAAAGGGGAAGAACACAAGAGAAAGAGGUAGAAACCAUCAUGAUGAUGCCUCCAAUCUCCUCUAAGCUUGUGUUGAUCUUCUCUUGGGCAAAUUCUUCCCGAUUCACCACUUGAAGCAAACCCUAGCAUUCCUUCUUCCUUGGUUCGUCCUUUCUCUCGCUAAAAUCUGAAGAAGAAGACACUUUCUCACUCUUGGGCUCCCCCUCUCUCUUCCUUUAAGCUCACAUUUUAUACCAGGAUCGGGCUCAGUUCACGGCCAUGAACUCUUCAACGCGUCCAUGAAAACAGAGCGCUGUUUCGAAACGCACCGCUUCACCAUAAGGAGUUCACGGUUUGCCCUCAAUGUUCAUGGUCUUGUUGACCGUGAACUCGCCUUGCGCCAGUAACUGCAAAUUUCUCCCUGGAAUCCUCGCGGUUCACAGUUUUGGGCUUUAGUUCAUGGCCAUAGGAGACCGUGAACUCUAAUGAUAACCCGUGAACCUCUCCUGAAUCACCCUCUUUGCGCAGCCUUUGCCUCUUUUCGUCCAACUUUCAACUCCGGGACUGGUUUCACCCGUUGGAUCAUGAAACAACUAAAACACACAAAACCUAGUGUAAAAUCACCCUUUUAGGAGUUUAAAUGCUACAAACGCCAAAGGGAAACGGGGAUAAAAUGUGUGCAAUUAGGCAAGAAUCAAUUAUUCAAUCGGAGAUCAAUUGACAACUCGGGAGAAGAAACUUGGGCAUGACCCGAAGAAGAAUGAAUUUCUAGCUCAUUAUAUUGACAAAGAAUCAUGUAAGCUUGUCAUGAAAAGAAAGAGAACAAGAAUACGAGCAUAUGGGAUCAAACGACAAUUGAAUCAGAGGUCAAACGAGCGUAUACGAAGCUUAGAAGUGCAAUUGGAAAAUGUGCACGGCCGUGCGAGUUUUCUAGGGAGUUUGCACGGCCAAAAACUCAAUUUUCACGGCUGUGCAAGUCGGUGGCGCGAAUUUCAGUGGGUAUAAAGGCGGUUUUGCAAUUUUUGGAGAGGGACAACUGGGUUUUGGAUCCCAAACACCCAAGGGACGAACCCUAGAGAGAGAGCCCCUUGGUAUCAUUCUUAGAGCUAUUUUUGGAGGAUUUAUUCACCAUUAGAUCUCGAGAAUCAAGCUUGGAGAUGGAGAUUGAAGAUCUAGAUCAAAUUUAUGCAUUCUCUCUUUCUCUAUGGAGUAACUUCCCUUCAAUUAGGUUGUGAGGAACCCUAGCUAUGUUUGUUUGAUUGGAAUAUUGUGUGAGUACUCCUAUUUGAUAAUCUUGAGUUCAUAAUCAAUCUAUGCAUGUUUUCAUGAUUCAUUUCUGCUUUAGUCAAGAUUAUUGAUUCUGCUUUGAUCCUAUGAGAGCGAAUACCUGAUUAGGUCAAUAUAGCACCAUAAAUUGAUAGUAUUGGAUCGAUUACUUUAGUCGAGGGUCGAUUCACUGCUUUGUAUAGAUUGAGAACCUCAUUUGAUAGAGGGAAUCUAAUUCAAAACGACUUGAUCGGUUGUUCUAGAGAAGGAUACGUUUCUCUAGGCAAUCAAAUCAAGAGGGCCUUGAUUUAUUUAGUCGAGAUUCAAGGUCUAGUCACAGAUUCUCCGCAUUGUGAAUGAAAGUUAAACAGGUUAGAGAUCAUCAACCAUUAAUAUGGUUAGUGGCUAGGGGGAAUCAUACCUAAGUGAGUUCCCAACCUGUAAUUAGUAGUCUAAUCUAGAGUAGCUUGUAGGAGUAGUUUAGUUCAUCAAACUGUAAUCUAAUUCGCUAGAUAACAAGGUGAAGCUAAGUAAUAGUAAAUCUAGAGACCUCGUGGAUUCGAUAUUAAUUACUUGCACCACUGUACUGCAUACCCUUUCAUUGGUUACACUUGGCCACUGUUAGGAGUUGUGUUUUAGCGAGUCAAGUUUUUUGUGCCGUUGCCGAGGACUUUCUAGAUUAUUAUGAAAGACAGAACUUUGUUAAUUUAGCUUAUCUUUCUUUUGUUUUUCUUUUCCAUCCUUGCUUUUCACUUGAGUGUUUUGUUUUGUUGGUGCAAAUAUGAAACCUGGAUCCUCAUGGCCUCUCCAACCAUUGGGGGUAUCCACCACCAUGCGAGUGGUAUUACCCCGAGACUUCUUGGAGUAAUCGAGGAAGAUAAGACUACGGAUUUGGGUUUCAGUACCAACCCCCUUUCUACGAAGAAUAAUUAGACCUCUUGACAUUUCAAGAACAAUAUCCUUAUCAAGAAGAAAUCCUCCCACAACUAGAGGGGCCACCGGAGCUGGAGUUAGCCAUAGCGGCCUUCACGGGCCAUCUGUAGAGCCAUGCUACAGUCCUUAACUAGAUCCAAACUAUCAUUGAGGCUGCUCGUGGAGCAGUUUUCUCAAGACACUGAGAGAUUCUUGCCCAAGAUGGACUUCAUAAUCCAAACCAUUGCCCCUUCUGGCUCUUCAUUUCUCCAUGAAUCGAAGGAGGCUGUUCAGUGCUCAACGAAGCAAACAAAGUGGGUUGAGUAAUUUUGUGCACAACUUGCUCAAGAUCGCCUUUCUGCUUCCAUACAAGAAGAGGAGGAGGAUGAAGAAAUCUAGAAGGACAUUGUGGAGCAAACAUAAGUUGUCACGGAGACCUCCCGUGAUGAUCAUGAUCAGGAAUGUCCUGUUGUAGCCGACCAUACCUUUCUACAUCCCACACCGAGCAUUGAAGAGGCGGGCAUGAGUGAGGAGAUGCAAACUGAUCUUACUGAAAACAUUGCAUGGCGACUUGCUCUCCAAUCUGUGCUAGAAGAAGAAGAGCGAGAAAGGAUGAGGAAAGAAGUUGUGGAGGAUGAAGGAAGUGAAGCAGAGGAAUUUCUUGAUCUUUUCCAAGUGGAGAUACCAAAUUCUGAGGAAGGAAGAGGGGUUGAAGAUUUAAUAGUGGUCUAGGCGAGGGAUGAAGUUGAGGUGGAAGAGGCUUGCACCGGGCAUGAGUUACAUGUAAUAUCUCCACCAAACUUAAAGGAGCUGCUUGGCAAGGACCCAUUUGCAGUGUCUUUUUGCCAGACCAAGGCCACAUCGACAUCGAUCCCUCUUGGUGGACGCGAUGGUGGUCAAUUGAUGUUGUCAUAUAUGGUUUGGCGCAAUGAGACAAGAGAAUAAGAGGUCUCGAGGGUGGAAACUUCAUCUGCAUCAAGUGCACGAGCCUACAUCACCUGAUACACCACAUGCUCGUGACUUGAGACUCCACCUCACCGACGAGAACCUCAACUUCAAUGAGGUUCUAGGUUGGACUGAAACUUAGGAGCCACCGUCCGACUAACGACGUGAAAGAAACAUUUGUUGGGAGGCAACCCAACUAGUCGGUUUGCAUUUCUUUCCCUAUUUCUCUUCGGUUGAGUCAGUUGUGUUCUUGGAUUUUAGAGUCAACAACUUAACCUUUGUGAGAUAUUUUUGUGGUUUUUGUGUUUCGAAUGCUCUCUCUACUCACCUAGAAUACACCACAUGCCCCAUCCACCAUCAUUCACACUUGAUCUGGUAACUUCGUUCUACCCUCUUUAUCUUUCCUCCAUUGAGGACAAUGUCAUGCUUAAGUGUGUGUGGGUGGGUGGGGGUGGGGUGGGGGGUGUUCCAUUGUGUUUGCUUGUGAAUGUUUUGAUGUGUUUGUGUGCUUGGAGCCUAGUCCACUGUCCAAAUUUUCGAUUUGAGGUCUCCAAUUACAGAUGUUUGCAUGAUCAUAUUGCCACUAUGGUUGAUGUGGUGAAUCGAUUGGUUGUUAGCAUUGAUGCAUGAUAACUUGUUUGUGAUUGAGACAACCUAUAAUGAUGACUGAGACGUGCAGUAGAGUUGUGUAGGGGUUUAGUUUUUCAACUGUUUGCUUACCAACUGUGGCUUGGAUUAAUCACUCAUUUUCUACAGACAUUUAUGCCUCUAGUUCAGGAAAUCAAAAUGAGAGAUAGAGCAUAUAGGUAUACAUGUGAGAUUUGAGCCUGCUCAUUUCUUUCUUGUGCGAUAGAUCCUUCUUCCAUGAUGUGUAGCACUCAUCUUGCCACUAGUUAGGAUGAUGGAUGCACAGGAUUUACCCACGACCAAAUUGACUGUCCUGGUGUGUCAUACCCCUUAGUAAACCCUUUGAGUCAUGUAACUUUCUUUCUUCGUGUCUACAGUGAAGAAUCACCCUUAUGUAUCUCGUAGAGGUUCCACAGAGUGGUUUUUGCAUGUUUUCUGCUGAAAAUAAGAUGAGGGUUGAAGGUAGUUCUUAAAAGUUGGGCAUGUGCCUGCAAGGAUAAAAGAAUGUGUAAAAG